Messenger RNA from Somion occarium, 1257 nucleotides. NCBI's taxonomy places the organism in Eukaryota, Fungi, Basidiomycota, Agaricomycetes, Polyporales, Cerrenaceae. The record is from the annotation of a GenBank genome assembly.
ACGAUCGACCGAAUAGUGAUCGGCCGCUUUGCCCAGCCAACUUUCUGUUCCAUUUUGCCGCGUUCUCGGUUGGUUCGGAGUUGCUGGUGAGUGAACUUUCUUCGUAUCUUUCUACUUCCGUGCCCUGAUGUCUUCUUGGCCUUAGAACUGCUACCAUGUCUCUGUGAUGCCGUUCAAGAUCACGAAGCUGUCCAUUGGCACAAUCUCUUCUCGACAUCCACAUGGCAUCCUUCCGCAUGCAGAUCAUAUUCGAGGCUUAGAACAAUGGCGAAACAACAGAAAACUCGAGCCGGCGCGAGAAUUUCGAAAACAUGGAGAAAUUACACUCAUCCGCAAUCACCUCAGGCGAAUGUUUCCAGGAUUCUACGCGAGCGUCAAUACCAUCAAGCAUGCUCUCGCAAACCAUGAUUCACCGGGAUGGACUGAGUUCAGGGAGGAGGUGGAGAAGGAUAGGUGGGACAAGCUGAUCGCUUUGCGUCAGAAGCGAGGAAAAGUGUCGGGGAAGAAUCGACUGCAGGAAGUGAAAACUUCAAUUGGUGGCCAGGCGCCUCAUGUUGCGGUUGCCAACCUCCGAUCCUCUGCAAGCGUACCGGGCCAGACGGCAGACGUGGAACAGGUUUCGCAGGAAGAAACCAGUAUCCCAAAGGAGGCCUCUCAUCCUGAAACUACUGGAGAUGAAUCCGACUUUAGUCAUUCACCGGACCAUCUUCGUGAACUUUUGUCAAAGAUGAAAGUCUCGAACGGUUUUGAUGACAUUAUCACGGAACUGCCUCAAGCAAGGUCAUUUCAGACACCCGAUAUAAGUCAUUAAGCGACUCAAGAGCCUCUCCAGCUAUCCAAAGGCUAAUAAUUCAAACUUGAACAGAGGGGAAUACGGGCACCUCUGAUGAUGUCCUUCGUGGAGCAGUGCAAUGGGUGCUCAGUACUCAGUACUCAUCCACAAGGUAUAUGUUCUAUUAUUGCUCUAACGCUGUCAUCGAUGCUACUGUGGAGUCGAUUGCACGUUCGUCAAUUUGAUCUCCUCAACAAAGUCUACGUCAAGCCGAAUGUGAGCCGGGUUGGAAUCCUAUUCGGACAUGUGGACGUUCGUAGGCUGGGGACAGGAUUGGUUCGGAUCGUGUUGGGUGGCUGUCACAAGUUAUCAUGGAGGCUAUACUAAUCUACGUCCGACCAUGCUGUGACUAGGAAUAACAGCAAGAUAUUUAUUUGUAUGCAGGAUGGUAUGUGACUAGCAGGGGUAUUAUAAAUGUGCAGUGG